AUGAAACAAAUUGGAUCGAAACAAGAUCCAUUGUUAUUCGGUUGGUUUCUUUUUCGAAUAGGUAAAUUUGACGAAGCUGAACAUUAUGUAAAAUUGAUGCUUACACAACUUCCAUCGAAUGAUGUAGGACUUCGAGAUGCUUACAACUUACUUGGUCUCACUUAUAAACUUACAGAUCAACUAGAACAAUCUGUUGAAUGUUAUGAGAAAGCUCUUGAUAUUUAUUCUCGCUUGACAUUAGGAGAGAGUCGAAAUACAAAAGAACGACUAAGACAAGUCGAGGAGACAUUAUCCAAGUCCUCACAAACAAAGGAUAGAUUACUCAUAGCCACAGUAGAGGGUCUGAACGCGAAAAUUCAAACACAAUAUAGUAAUAAUACAAGUACUUUGAAAAGACUUGAACUGGUUUUAAAGAAUAAAAUGCAGCGACUGCCAGAAAAUCAUCCUUUAAUAGCAUCAACGUUGAAUGCGAUAGGUACUUUCUAUGAAAACAUCAACAACGAUGAAAAAGCAUUUGAAUAUUUUAAACAAGCAUUGGUAAUUGGCAAGAAACGCUUACUACCCGACCAUUUGGAUUUAGUUGAUUAUCAUACGAAUAUUGGUCGUAUUUAUGACAAGCAGAAACAAUUUCAAUUAGCUCGAAAAAUUAUGGAAGCUUAUCCACGAGAAGAAGAUGAUAGGUUUGAUAUAUUAAAUGCAUAUAUCACUGACACGAAAAAAAAUUAA
Molecule: messenger RNA, 726 nt
Organism: Rotaria sp. Silwood2
Lineage: Eukaryota; Metazoa; Rotifera; Eurotatoria; Philodinida; Philodinidae
Source: the annotation of a GenBank genome assembly